CCUGGGCAGAGGGCCUCAGGUGACAUCCGUUUGCUGCUGGUCUGAGUCGUGCCUUCCGCGAGGCCCAAAGGGUGGGGUGCCCGUGAAGGAACGGGGUGCUGGAACAAUCCUCCAGGCGGGAGUGCGGGCCUCUGCGUGCGGGAGGGUGGGACGGAGGAGAGGAACGCGGCGAACUGAGGAAGGCAGAGGAGACAGAGGGAUGGAGACGUCUAAAUGAAAGUGCUCCCAGGGGACAGAUGCUGCUCUAAAAGUGAAUUUCAAUCGAAAAUGAUGUUGUUGAUGGAAAUAAUAAUAACAAUAAUAAUCGACCAAAAUCUUCGUGGCGUGGCCCGGCCCGGCCUCUCCCCGCUGGCGCCUGGGCCAGGCUCCACCCGCGUCUUCUCCCCGGGACCCCGUGCGGCACUGGCCCACCGCUGGGUCUUCGGGCGUCCAAGGACUGCACCCUGGAGGCUGGCCCGGUGGGCGCAGGAUGGGAGACCCACCCUGAGAAGAGGAAGACGAGGAAGAGGAGGAGGAGAUGCUCGCCAGAGCGCAGACCCGGGAGCUGUGGCCGAGCGAGCCUGUUCCCGGGACGCGCGACGGGCAUCCAGUGCCGAGCGCGGUGGCUGGAGCUGUGCGGCUGGCGAGUCUGAGCGAGAACCCAGAACCUCUCGAGCCCCAAGGCUGCCAGGUCUCCCCAGCUCAGCUCGCACCUGAACGGAGGAAGGGGCGUCCCGGGCGCCGUCGUGGGCCCCCCACCAGGAUGAUGGUGGCCAAAGCGCUCUUUCCAGAUAGAGCUUGUUUAUUUUUCAAGUUGACAUGCGUAGAGAAAGUGAAUUGCUAGAGUUAAAAGCACAUCUGGAAUCCAUCUGACCUCUCCCCUCCCAGGCUUGCUGCUCCCAGUGGGAUGGAGGGAAAGGAGCCAGUUUUCCACAUCCCUGCUGGAGUUUGAUGUGCAAAUCAUGAUUUCGGCCCAAGCCCAGUUCCUUGUCCUUCCUCGGAAAGAGUGCCUCGGAGGAUGUCUCUAGAGCGCCCUCUAGUGGAUUUUGUCGCUAACCGUCUGUGAAUUCCGGGUGAUGGCGACAGCCUUCGCCCCCCAAGAUAAACCCUUCCAGGAGAACUACACCCUGCACAAACACUACAACUACGUGGGGAAGCUGGAGGGCAGGCUCAAGGACAAUGCUGAGGGCAGCAUGCUCACCACGGUGCUGUUUUUGAUCAUCUGCAGUUUCAUCGUCUUGGAGAACCUGAUGGUUUUGAUCGCCAUCUGGAAAAACAACAAAUUUCACAACCGCAUGUACUUCUUCAUUGGCAACCUGGCGCUCUGCGACUUGCUGGCCGGCAUAGCUUACAAGGUCAACAUCUUGAUGUCCGGCAAGAAAACCUUCAGCCUGUCUCCGACGGUCUGGUUUAUAAGGGAAGGGAGCAUGUUUGUGGCUCUCGGGGCCUCCACCUGCAGCUUACUGGCCAUCGCUAUCGAGAGACACCUGACGAUGAUCAAAAUGAGGCCCUACGACGCCAACAAGAAGCACCGCGUCUUCCUGCUCAUCGGGAUGUGCUGGCUUAUUGCGUUUUCCCUGGGCGCCUUACCCAUUCUGGGCUGGAACUGCCUCCACAAUCUCCCCGACUGCUCCACCAUCUUGCCUCUUUAUUCCAAGAAGUACAUCGCAUUUUGCGUCAGCAUCUUCAUCGCCGUCUUGGUGACCAUUGUCAUCCUCUAUGCACGCAUCUAUUUUCUGGUGAAGUCCAGCAGCCGCAACGUGGCCAAGCACAACAACUCGGAGAGGUCCAUGGCCCUGCUGCGAACGGUGGUGAUCGUCGUGAGUGUGUUCAUCGCCUGCUGGUCCCCGCUCUUCAUCCUCUUCCUCAUUGACGUGGCCUGCGAGGUAAAGGAAUGUGCGGUCCUCUUCAAAGCCCAGUGGUUCAUCGUGCUUGCAGUGCUCAACUCCGCCAUGAACCCCAUCAUCUACACGCUGGCCAGCAAGGAGAUGCGCCGUGCCUUCUUCCGCCUUGUCUGCAAGUGCCUGGUGAGGGGCAAGGGCACCCGUGCCUCGCCCAUCCAGCCCGCUCUCGACCCCAGCAGAAGCAAAUCGAGCAGCAGCAAUAGCAGCCACUCCCCAAAGACCAAGGAAGACCUUCCCCAAAUGCUCAGUUCCUCCUGCAUAAUAGACAAAAGCAAAACCUUGCAGAAUGGCAUCCUCUGCAAGUGAAAACACGGGCUUGAAGGAGCAGAGGGAGAAUCCUCACAUCCUCACAUGCAAUGACAUUACAGGGGGAUGUGGCAGCCAGCUCUGCAUCCAUGUUCUUCCCUGCAUGCAUCACUCCCACGUGAGGGCUUUGAGAGUGAUGACUCGGGAGAUCUGUUUUAUUUGGUUGGAUGGCCUUCCCAGUGUGGACGUCUCUUAAAGAGUGGAACCCAAGGAGUUGCCGACCCAUUUCAGUGUAGACAAUGCAAUGUGCCUUGUCUGCAUUGAGCUCUGGAGUUUUCUGACGGAAUUAAGCUGCUGACAUCAUCUGCCACUUUAGGCUGAAUCUCACCUGCCAUUUAUCAUCCAUGGAGAGGGAAGGUCCUGUGCCACCAACACACAAUAUAUUUCUCAGUGUGUCUCUGGAUGAUGUCUUGAUAACCCUACACUACAUUUAUUGUGCAUAAAAUGGAUGCUUGUAUGGUUGUACAUUUCUAUGAUAUGUAGUAUUUGUGUUUCAGAUGUUUGUCAUAUGGUACAUACAUGAUGUUGCUGUACACCAAGCAAUUAUAUAACAAGUUAUACAAAUAGGUUCUGACCAGACAAAGAGGCAUAAGGGUAUAGCUGUGAAUUAAGGGAUGUCUUGUUCCCAGGCUCCUCAGCUGACACGAACACCAGGGUUAAGCAAAUUCUUAAGGUCCAGAUUCCCCAAAGGGUGUGUCCAGCACUGGUCCCAGAUGGGUGGAUCUGGCUCAAAACCAUCCUUCACUGGUAAAGUCCAGGUCAGAAAGAUCCUGUAUAGGACAGGUUCUCCUAAGUUGGGCCUGUAACGUCUCUUCAGUCAUGGUUUUCUGGCAUAGUUUUAAGCAGGUCCAAAAGCCAACAUGCAUGAUCAUUUGGGGGAUUCUCCAAAUCACAAAGAUACAAUCCAGUGUCUUCCAGGAUCCUGAGCCACCACACUAAUCAAGAACCCAUAAGGGUGAAGCCAGGGUACUGACUGCUGACCUGUUUAACCUUUCCCAGCUGGAAAUAGUGGUCUGUUUAAUGUAAUAAAAGAUUUCUGUGAAAUUAGGGGAGAUUCUAAGACAGCACUUUGACCCAAUGUGGUGACUGAUGCUCUAUUAGCAAAGCACCGAGUCAGUAAUCCCCCAUGUUGUCACAGCUGCAUACAUAGCUGAGGGCUGUAAGCAAUUCAACAGCUUCCCAAAAGCUGACACUGAUGGUGGCUAUUAGUAAGAGCAGUUUAAUUGUCAGGUUAGAAGAUGUCACCUGGCAGUUUAUGCAGUCCUUCAAAGAGAUGUAUUUUAACAAUAUGUACGUGAUGCUGUCAUUUUACUUUUCAACAUAGAUUGAUCCUGUACCACUCUGUUGACCUUAUAUAGGGAUUACUUAGAAGGUGUUUUUGUAUAUACCAUCCCCAAGGAUUCUACAUGUAAUACAAAAUAGGUGAAAAGAAAAGCACACACUUUUGUAGAGCUCUCUCAAGUGCGUAGAGGAUGUUUUGAGUUCUUUGUAAAACUAAAACAAGAAAAAAACACCUUCAAAAGGAGUCUCACUGGGGCAAAAAUGUCUCACCGGAGCCCCUGGGAGUUUUGGUGUCAGAAUUUUGCCUCAGUAAAGACUAAAUAAAAUAGAAGUCUUCAUACAUUAAUAAUUUUCAAAGAGAAACUGAUUCCUGUUAUCUGAUGCAAGUUGUGUGUUUUAAGAAAUAUUUCUGUGGGUACUGGUUAAUAUCAGUGUACUGAUCAAGGACUUUCCUAAUUCUUGUUACAGGUGAGAUAAAGCCUAUUUUAAAAGAGAUUAUCAUUGGUGACAUUUUUAGUUGCUUUCUCUACGUCACCGGAAAGUAGUUUGCUCUCUUGCCAAAUUGCAUACUAGAAAAGCAAAGCAGUAAGGUCCUAGGAUGAGAGAACAAAAAACCAAGUGCAUUUGCAAGCCAAAGUGUUUGGUAUUGUGUGUUCAUUUGAGUAAAGAAAUGAUUUCAGAACUUGAUAAUGUAUCAUUUUGAUAUAAAUGAGCUGCUCUGGGGACUUGGAUCUCUCUUGAGCUAAUAUUAAUAGUACUUUUCAUCAUAACCCCAUCUCCCCCAGUAUCUAAGCAUAUCAGCUUUCAUCCAUGGGCUUUUCUAGGGAGCCCCCAUCCACCGUUCCCACUAGGAGGUAUGGUUGUUCAUGGUAUGAUGUAAAGUGUCUUCCAGAUAUCACAAGUCAUCCAAAUUAAAAAUACACCAAAAGGUCAAUGUGUUCAUUUGAUGUAUGCAAAAAAAUCAACUUUGAUACCAAUAGGUGCUGUCAUAAUUAGCUAGCCUGAGAUAAUUCAGAAGUUGAGUGUCUUAAAGUCAGAACCCUGAAGUUUGGCAACAGUUGAUCAUAUACACCACAGAAAACAUAAGCACUAAAUCCCACUCCCAUUUCAGUUAAUAAUCUUUACUAUUUCCAAUAUAUUUUUGUUUAAAAAAAAAUCAGAAAAGCCUUCAUAGAAACCUGUUCUUUAGGGUUCUUGUUGUGGGGUGGUUAUCUCUAAUGCCAUCCCUGGUGGGCAGUUUGGCAGCCUUGCUUUUUUGUCACCUGGUACCAGUGUUAUUCAGUAUUUCAGGAACUAACCCAUUUUUAGAGCCCCAAAUAACCUUUUUCCCUCUAAAGUUCCCCAUUAUCAUAGAUGGUGUUUUACUGAAACUUUGGUGUACUGGGGAUGCUGUUGACCCUGAUUUUGAGAGGUCAUGCUGUUGAGGAAGUUCAAUUGGCUGAUUUUUUGAUAGAGAGAAAAUUGUAAGAGUCACAGCAAAAAAAAGUGCAGCCAAAAGAGAUGGGGCAUUUGGUUCUGCUCCAUUUGCCGUGACACCAGGACAGAACCUGUCAGAACCGAUCCCUCUUCCCACACUUUCUUCUUUGUACAUGUAAGCUUUUGCCUUUCCACCCUAUGUUCUACAUGAAGAAGAGACCAGAGUUCAGUGUAACACUUGUUAAAACCUGUGAAGGAAUCUUCCCAGCACGAACUUUUUGGCCAUCUGUCCACCUUUGAUACUAUCCAAGACCUCAGCAUAAGCUGACUCACGUAAUUUAACACAAAUCCCCUCUAACAAGGACGCUUCUGCCAAGUUACCAUUUUCACUCCACACCCUUGACAGAUGGAGAAAUGCUUCAUCGUGACUGUUUUUUUUUAAGGAGUGUUCCUGGGGGACAACUUAGAAUAUCUACUUUCUCUGGAAAAGUUGCAACCCUCCAAACUUGGCCUCUCUUUUGCCAGCCCAGACAAGAUCUCUCAUUCAGAUGAAAGAGACUUUACACAAUAUUCUUUAUUGCCAACAGACUUACAGCUACAGUCAAUUACACAAUUAAACACUUUAGAAAACAAUUGUUUCUCUCAACCCUUUGAGCCAUGGUCAUUAUGCCUUUCAUGGAAAUGUAACAAGGUGUACUUCAUAGAAAACUUAUAAUUAAAUUAUCAAUUCCAUGCUUUUAAGUUGUAUCUACAAGUGCAAAACCUCAACACCCAAAUGUUUUUAGUAUCUAAGUCAAAUAUCCAAAGGUUUGCUACAUAAUCAGAAAUGCACACACCAUUAUUCCAAUAAUAAAGGCACAUUUUCCAAUAACCAAUUAUAAGGAGAAGUGCAGCAUUACUAAAGGUGUGUCAUCUUCCACUCCUGGAAUGCAGUGGAGACACCUGGGAAUGCUAUGCAGAUCCCGCCACUUGACUAUCCUUGAAGGGAUCGGGAUCAAAAUUGGAAACCACAUCCUUUCCUGAAGGAGGCAAAUGGAUUCCUUAAAGAUGAGGAGGGAACUUAAGCCAAUUCUCCUAGCCGGUUGUAUUGUCAGAUCUCUAAAACGGCCAAAGAACUUAGAUUUUAAUCAUUUUUUAUAGAACACAGAUUAGAAAACUUAAAAUCCAUUUUGUUUUUCCGCUCCUCAGGAUGUCCAAAAAGCCAGAUCUGUUCCAAUAUCAAAGUAGAAAGUGGUGAAACGGUGACAAGCCAAGACUUAGAGACCUUUACAAUAAUUCUUUUUUGUUUCACAAAAAUUAACGGGAAAAACUCUACAAUAUUUUCAAAUAAUAAUCAUUUAUCAAUAUGCAUAAUUUACCAUCCAAAUGCUCUUUAAAAAAUAAUAAAUAUCUUAUUAUUACACAUUAAAUUUACAUGGAGUCGUCUGCUAAUCCUUGGAUUUAAACACCAAAUGUUUAAUUCUGAAUACAAAGAAACAUUCAUUUUAAUUGUACAAUAUUUGUUCUGAAACAAAUUAUACUCAAAAGUCAAGUGAACAGAGAACAUUUUACUUGCAACCAACACAUAGUGGUUACUAAAAAAGGUAAUUCAAUGUUCAAAGGUGGAUUUGCCCAUUCCUUUCUGUUUUGUUAUUGGCUGCUCGAGCUUGAUGGUUAAAAACUGUGGAUGUGGAAAAAAAUAAUAAAAAUAACUUCCUA
Molecule: messenger RNA, 6584 nt
Organism: Choloepus didactylus (southern two-toed sloth)
Lineage: Eukaryota; Metazoa; Chordata; Mammalia; Pilosa; Megalonychidae
Gene: S1PR3
Product: sphingosine-1-phosphate receptor 3
Exons: 4
Coding region: 1056-2189 (377 amino acids)
Biological process (GO): G protein-coupled receptor signaling pathway
Cellular component (GO): membrane
Molecular function (GO): sphingosine-1-phosphate receptor activity
Source: RefSeq, a predicted model, not a curated record